CCAUUUUGUUAGGUGAUUGGAGAGUAUCUCAUAUUCGCAGUGAUUGGUGCUGGGACAGUUCUUACAAACGCGGGUUUUGUAAUUCUACUAUGUAAAAUGCUGUAACUACAUAUCUGCAAAUAAAUAAAACUGAUAAGGAAGUGUGCACACCACCAAUCAUGUCCGUUUUCUUCGUAAAUACCGCUGAAGGGGAGAGUGAGCCUGAUGCAUCUUCAGAUGGUAAUUCAAACCCACAAGCGCAAUCGGAGGCACAUCAAGCAUUGGCAACAUUUUGGGAUCGUGUUACAGAUGAAAUAAAAAAGAUUGGAACGAUGGACUUGAAAACGCAAGCACUGCCUUUAGCCAGAAUCAAGAAGAUAAUGAAAUUAGAUGAAGAUGUUAAAAUGAUAAGUGCCGAGGCGCCAAUGCUGUUUGCUAAGGCUGCUGAAAUCUUCAUUCAUGAAUUGACGUUAAGAGCGUGGAUACAUACUGAGGACAACAAGAGGAGGACAUUACAGAGGAAUGAUAUUGCUAUGGCUAUCACAAAGUAUGAUCAGUUUGAUUUUUUGAUUGACAUUGUUCCUAGAGAUGAGCUAAAACCAAAUAAAUCUAGGGAUGAUGGUGGAGUUCGAACGACUUCAAUGAAUCCUGAUCAGGUACACUACUACUUUCAACUAGCUCAGCAACAUCAAGCAGCUCUCCAGCAGACAAAUCAACAAACUGGAUCAGCAAAUCAAGCAACUAUACAGAUAGUACAGCCUGGACAGGUUCAGACUGUUGCUAUUCCUAAUGCUGCAGUUGAGCAGGUGACACAAGUUGGGACAAACUCCGCAACUACAACAACGGUGGCUGCACAGCAGCAUCAGGCAGCUGCACAGCAGCCAGCACAGGUCAUCCAGCUGCAGCAGGCAGGGCAGGUCGCUGCUGCACAGCCCGCAGGCGGGAUACAGAUAGUCCAGCAAAUUGUUGCCCCCUCUGGGGACAUACAGCAAGUACCGAUUCAGUUAACUCCGCAACAACUACAAAUGAUAAGAAUGCAGAUGCAAGGUGGUACAAAUCAGCCAAUUAUAAUUCAGACGGCCCCACUACAGACGAUACAGCAGGCAGGGCAGCCACAGAUCAUACAGGUUGCCCCGCAAUCUGGAGGGGGGACGCCUGUUUAUCUGACUCAAGCAGCUGAUGCUACGAAUGGGGAAAAUGAGUAAUUAAGGGCACGCAGAAUAUUUUAUAAUGUGAAUUGUCCACAGUGAAAUGGACAGACUUCAAAUAAACCUAUCAAGUUGCUGUGAACUUUAAAAUUUGUGACCACAAAUGCGUGUGAAUGUUGGGGACCACCAGCUACCCUCGAUAGUCAUUCCUGUAUGCUAGCAUACUGCGAACUUGGGGAAACAAUAUUCUCACACCCAUGUUCCACUGGCUCAUUCAAAGAGUUUAGUGUUAUUUAUAUUUAAAUGACGACUGUUUUCAACUUUUGACUUUUGUACAGAAAAAAUGAAGUGUGUUUCAUUUACAGUAUGUUCUACUUAAUUGUAUAUGCAUGUGUGAGUGUGAAUGUGCAAUAACUGGAAAUUUGUAGGUCCAGAUCAAUCUACAUAUGUAACAUCCAAAUGCAAUAAUUGUGCAGUAAUUUAUUUUGUGUAUAGUUGUAAUAAAAGUUUUCAUAUAACAACCA
Schistocerca cancellata (South American locust) is the source of this 1651-nucleotide messenger RNA. RefSeq names its product nuclear transcription factor Y subunit gamma-like. Gene Ontology annotation, molecular function: DNA binding; protein heterodimerization activity; DNA-binding transcription activator activity, RNA polymerase II-specific. The coding region runs from base 159 to 1184 and encodes 341 amino acids. Gene Ontology annotation, cellular component: CCAAT-binding factor complex; nucleus. The record is from RefSeq and is a predicted model, not a curated record. NCBI's taxonomy places the organism in Eukaryota, Metazoa, Arthropoda, Insecta, Orthoptera, Acrididae. The transcript has 8 exons. Gene Ontology annotation, biological process: regulation of DNA-templated transcription.